GGAAAUUGCCGAACUCAAUCCGAGCGGGAGGUUGUCGAAUCUGAGGUUACUAGUCCCUCCUGGCUUCCCGUUCUCCAGGCCCGGCUGGCGGAGUUAGCCGAGGCCGCCAUAUUGAAUAAGCUACCGGGCAUCUAAGGGGGUCGGUGUGGUGCGUGCAGUUCUGCCGAGUACCCUCGGCGGCCCCAGAGAGAAGCAAUAUGUUAAGGAUACCCGUAAGAAGGGCUUUAGUAGGCCUUUCUAAGUCUCCUAAAAAAUAUGUUCGAACAACUGCCACAGCAGCAAGCAACUUGAUUGAAGUAUUUGUGGAUGGUCAAUCUGUCAUGGUGGAACCGGGAACUACCGUCCUCCAAGCUUGUGAGAAGGUUGGCAUGCAGAUCCCUCGAUUCUGUUACCAUGAAAGAUUGUCAAUUGCUGGAAACUGCAGGAUGUGCCUUGUUGAAAUUGAGAAAGCUCCUAAGGUUGUAGCUGCUUGUGCCAUGCCAGUAAUGAAAGGUUGGAAUAUCCUGACAAACUCAGAGAAAUCUAAGAAAGCCAGAGAAGGUGUGAUGGAGUUCUUAUUAGCAAAUCACCCACUGGACUGUCCUAUUUGUGAUCAGGGAGGUGAAUGUGAUCUGCAGGACCAGUCCAUGAUGUUUGGAAGUGAUAGGAGCCGGUUUUUAGAGGGGAAACGUGCUGUGGAGGACAAGAAUAUUGGACCAUUGGUAAAGACCAUCAUGACUAGAUGUAUACAGUGUACUCGCUGCAUCAGGUUUGCAAGUGAGAUUGCAGGAGUAGAUGAUUUGGGAACAACAGGCAGAGGAAAUGAUAUGCAAGUUGGCACAUACAUUGAAAAGAUGUUUAUGUCUGAACUGUCUGGGAAUAUCAUUGAUAUCUGUCCUGUAGGUGCCCUGACCUCUAAGCCCUAUGCCUUUACUGCCCGGCCUUGGGAAACAAGAAAGACAGAAUCCAUUGAUGUAAUGGAUGCAGUUGGAAGUAAUAUUGUAGUAAGCACAAGAACUGGAGAGGUCAUGAGGAUUUUGCCAAGAAUGCAUGAGGACAUUAAUGAAGAGUGGAUCUCUGAUAAAACCAGAUUUGCCUAUGAUGGGCUAAAACGUCAAAGACUUACCGAGCCGAUGGUCAGAAAUGAAAAGGGGCUUUUAACCUAUACCUCCUGGGAGGAUGCACUCUCUCGUGUAGCUGGAAUGUUGCAGAGUUUUCAAGGCAAGGAUGUGGCAGCAAUUGCAGGUGGCUUGGUGGAUGCUGAAGCCCUAGUAGCUCUCAAAGAUUUGCUUAAUAGAGUGGACUCUGACACUCUAUGUACAGAAGAGGUCUUCCCCACUGCAGGAGCUGGCACAGAUUUGCGUUCCAAUUAUCUUCUUAAUACUACAAUUGCUGGUGUGGAAGAGGCAGAUGUUGUCCUUCUGGUUGGUACAAAUCCACGUUUUGAGGCACCACUAUUUAAUGCUAGAAUUCGAAAGAGCUGGCUUCAUAAUGACUUAAAAGUAGCGCUUAUAGGCAGCCAAGUGGAUCUCACUUACAGAUAUGACCAUCUGGGAGAUUCCCCCCAAAUUCUUCAAGACCUUGCUUCGGGUAGUCAUCCAUUCAGCCAGGUACUAAAGGGAGCUAAAAAACCUAUGGUGGUUUUAGGCAGUUCUGCACUUCAAAGAAAUGAUGGUGCAGCAAUUCUUGCAGCUGUUUCCAGCAUUGCUCAAAAGAUUCGGAUGAGCAGUGGUGCUGCUGGUGAUUGGAAAGUUAUGAACAUUCUUCAUAGGAUUGCAAGCCAAGUAGCUGCUUUAGACCUUGGCUAUAAACCUGGAGUUGAAGCAAUUCGAAAGAACCCUCCCAAAGUGCUGUUUCUCCUGGGAGCAGAUGGAGGUUGUAUCACUCGACAGGAUUUGCCAAAGGAUUGUUUCAUUAUUUAUCAAGGACAUCAUGGUGACGUUGGAGCUCCUAUGGCUGAUGUUAUUCUCCCAGGCGCUGCUUACACAGAAAAGUCUGCCACUUAUGUCAAUACUGAGGGCCGAGCUCAGCAGACUAAAGUAGCAGUGACUCCUCCCGGCUUGGCGAGAGAAGACUGGAAAAUUAUAAGAGCCCUCUCAGAGAUUGCAGGUAUAACUCUUCCAUAUGAUACUCUGGAUCAAGUAAGGAGCAGACUGGAAGAAGUCUCUCCGAAUCUUGUUCGAUAUGAUGACGUUGAAGGAGCUAAUUAUUUCCAGCAAGCAAGUGAGCUCUCCAAGCUAGUGAACCAGCAACUACUUGCUGAUCCCCUUGUUCCACCUCAGCUAACAAUAAAAGACUUCUAUAUGACAGAUUCAAUUAGCAGAGCCUCACAAACAAUGGCCAAAUGUGUUAAAGCUGUCACAGAGGGUGCCCAGGCAGUAGAGGAACCAUCCAUAUGCUGAAGCAUCUACUAGAAACCCAGUUUUGCUACAAAUACUUAAUGGACAAUUAUGUUGGAGUAAUCUCUUAGAGGUUUAUCUCUUUAAAAAAUAAUCUGAAUGAUGUAAUAUUUAAAGUUCUGUCAUGCUUAUUUGAAAACAAUAUUGCAGUCAUCAAAGAGCUUCUAAGAAUGUUUAUGUAUUUAUGUAAACAUUAAAUAGUUUAAUAAACAUGUAUACAGGUACUUUUUCAUGUAAAAGCGUUGAUAGUCUUCAUGACAAAUACAAAGAAAGUCCUUAAAAUAAGAAUUUUUGUUUAUAGAUCAUUUAUGUUUGUAAAUGAGUGAAAUAAGCAGAGCUCCAUUAGGACCCCCUUUUUUAAAUUGCUAAAAAAAGAUUUAAGCAUUCUGUCAGGCUGGUACAUAGAAAAAAUAUAUAAUCAUAUAUUGUAUGUAUCUUGGAAGAUUAUAUAAUGACAGCUAAUGACUGCUCAGCUUUUUCUAUGUGCUAAGUACUCGGUUUUAAUGUGAGAUCUUGUUUUGUCCUUGCUCUGACCCGAUGAGGUAGUAUUAUCUCAUUUUACAGAUGAAGAAACUGAAGCCCAGGGGUAUUAGGUAGCUUGCCCGAGGCCACAGCAAAAAAGUCAGACUCAAGUCUAGUUCUCUCUGACUCCAGAAUUUAUUGUUCAUAACUGCUACACAUAAUUCCCUGUCCAUUAAUACAUACUCCGUAGGUUGUUACUUCUAAGAGUUAGUAUUGAGGAACUUAAUGUGUAACAUAUUUUCCUAUAUUCUCUUGAAUCUGUUUAUAUAAUGUCAUGGUGGCUAUAUGACAUUUUUCUUUGGAUAAUAGAUUACACUCACAGACACCCUUGGAAUGAGGGAGGUCUCAAGAGAUACAUAAUCUAGGUCCUCAUUGAUGUUUCAUAUUCAUUAUAUUAGCAUCAUGUAUAGUAUUAAGUCAAAUAAAUUAUUCCAGGAAUAGAAAACAAACUAAUAGUUUUCAUAGUUUUUAAUUGUCAAACAAAAAGUAAAAAUUUUACACUUAACCUAGGAGAUAAUCUAAAGCUAUAUUAAAUUUUUUUCAAAAUCCAUGCUCCAUAUCUUUUGGUUUUGUAAUCUUUAUUCCCCUCUGCUUUCCUGAUGUAAACUCAAUUCCAUUGAUUGUCAGGGGAAGUUAUGACUAAUAUAACCUCCAGGUGGUAUUUUUUUCAAGAAAAGCAUUCCUUUACUAAGGCUCAAAGUAAUUAAAUAGCUUGUCCAAGGUCAACCCAAUCAAUGAAAUACUGCUACUACAGACCAUCCACCAGGGUUGUGAAAAUUAACUUAUUAUGCAGAAUUCUGCUUAUUUUGAUGGAAUUUUUACCAGUCAUAAUAAGAUUUACUGAGUCUGUUGGAUUCUAAUCCUUAAAACAGCAAAAACAUGAAAUGGUGCUGUCAGAAGAGGGAAAACUAUAUGCUGGUGAUAGAAAGGGUAGAUCUAUUGAUGUGCAUAAAAGUGGAUAGGUGGAUUCUUUUGCCAGCGUAAAACUUUGGCUAAUAUAAACCGUCAGCCUUACUGCUGCCCAGAAAAAUUACCCCACCACUAUUCAAGCUCCCAAGGAGAGAGGACCUAAAGCAGCUUAGCAAACAAAGCAGUGGUAAGAGGGUUUUUUUAAAUGUUAACACUGUCAUUCAUGACCACUGUUAAAAUGUCACUCGCAGAGUCAUUACAAUCCCAUUAAUAAAGGCCUGGUGUGGCCUUGAAGAUUACAGUUCAUGCAGAAAUUAAUUCUAUACAUGAGUAUGACGAACUAUUUUUUUAGGACAUUUUAUAAGGCUAAUACUAUCUUAGCAUGGCUAGACCUUAUGUUUGUGAUUGACUCAACUUAUGGAAAUAAGUAGACAUGAAAAAUAUGAAGAUCUGUUGGAACAAAAAGUUGUGUAUAUACAUAAGUAUCUUAACAAUUGCAUAGUAUUCUAAUUAGUUGGCUUAUUUAAUUUAGCCCAAGAGACAAAAAUGUUAAUGAGAAAACUGUGACUAGACUUAAGGUCUAGGUUUUAAGAGAAUAAGGGUCUCAGAACCAAAUACCCUUUGCAAAGUGUUUUCUUGUGGUUUUUUAACCACUGAAAAAUUUUGAAUAUUAAAGAUUGACUUACCUAUGACCGAUUUUCAAAACCUUAGACAUCGUAAUAUUUUUUAAAUAACUUAAACUGAAAGGCAAUACAUUGGUCUUGAAAAAUAUGGCAAAUGCAUAGUCUAGGACUGGUGAUUAGUUCAUAAUAUUUAAUUUGAAUUGUUAUGUAAAGAGAGCAUAAGAUAAACAACUUUUUAAUUUCCUUCGUAGAAGCAUAUAAUUUUGGAUCUGAAAAGGACUGUAGAAAAAAACCCUGGUAUUACACAUGCAUUUUAUAAUUGUGAAAAUGGAGGCCAGAGAGAGUAAGGGGCUAAUUGGGGGCAGGUUUUGUGGUUUGAACCAGCUCUUCUGACUUCUCAAAGCCUUAAAUUCAAUCCUGACAUUUAUUAAACAUUUGCAGAGUGUCUACUGUGUGUCAAGUAUGAUAUUAAGUACUAGGACUACAAAGAAAUGCAAUUAAGUUUGUGCUUUCAAGAAACUAACUGUGUAAUAAAAGGUAUGUAAACAUGA
Molecule: messenger RNA, 4983 nt
Organism: Miniopterus natalensis
Lineage: Eukaryota; Metazoa; Chordata; Mammalia; Chiroptera; Miniopteridae
Gene: NDUFS1
Product: NADH:ubiquinone oxidoreductase core subunit S1
Biological process (GO): ATP synthesis coupled electron transport
Cellular component (GO): membrane
Molecular function (GO): NADH dehydrogenase (ubiquinone) activity; iron-sulfur cluster binding
Source: RefSeq, a predicted model, not a curated record